Messenger RNA from Alternaria alternata, 1215 nucleotides. RefSeq lists its product as hypothetical. Lineage: Eukaryota; Fungi; Ascomycota; Dothideomycetes; Pleosporales; Pleosporaceae. The transcript has 4 exons. Gene Ontology annotation, molecular function: DNA-binding transcription factor activity, RNA polymerase II-specific; zinc ion binding. Gene Ontology annotation, biological process: regulation of DNA-templated transcription. The record is from RefSeq and is a predicted model, not a curated record. Bases 1 to 1215 code for a protein of 404 amino acids.
AUGGAUGACCUCGAAGAUGAAUUGGAUCUUCGAUUUCACAAGGGCCUAAAUCCCGAUGUCUACUACCGCUGUCCUACAUCUGAAUCACUUGAGGGAGCUCUGCGCAAUGAACUGGAUAAGAAUGCAGCCAGCUUCAUCCCCACAGACGUUGUCACAGAGUUCAUCUUUGCAACAGCCUCUACCAUCACCAUCCCCGUGACGCAGCAACCCAAUCUUGAUGCGCUUAUACAACCAGCCGAUCACCCUCAAAGCAUCGCCGCUGAACAUGCGCUAUGUCGAGAUAUUGACGGUAAAGACAGGCUCAAGGUACAGCGAGCAAUUGCAAGAUCUAUUAUCAAAGCUAUUCAGGACACUGAUGGCUUCAAGUACUCCGAGCGCUCUGCACAGAACAAAGAAGGCGGUGACGGUGCCAGGUUCAAAUAUGUUUGCCAAGACAGCUUCCAGAAUAGGGACCGUAAAAGCAACACGAGGAAAGGGAAGUCCCUUGAUAGCGACGAUGGGGAGCCUGAGGUUAAGAAGCAGGGACCUGUUGUGUUGCCGACCUACGACUGUGGAGGCGCAAUACACAUCAAGUUUUCCCUCAAAAGAAAUGCUAUCAAUGUGGUGUACAAGCAUAAUCCUAUACACACUACGCGCGAGGCUGACAACGGUCUACCUGCUCUGAUGGUCACUGAUAACGGCGUCGCCGCCACAGCCGACGCUACGGAAGAAAAGCAACCACGCAAAAGGAAACGUAGUAAAAAGGAUGAGACCGAGGCACAGAGCGAAUUCAGAGGCCCGGACCUUGACAUGUCAACAUCUCCAGAAGGUCCAAAUCCAUCUGCAAAGAGGAAGAGCAAGAAAGGUAGUGCUGUGGCCUCUUCCACAACAUCGCGAAAAACAUCUACCAAGAAGACUAAGGCUAGGUUACCGGCUUCACCCACCGGAUCGAGGAAAAAAGCGCCUGUCUUCGAAGAACCUCCACUGCCGACACAUAUCCGUGGUAAAGCCUGCAUCCGCUGUCGCGAGGAGAAGAUCAAAUGUAACGAAUCCAAACCCUCAUGCAACCAGUGCCGAAGGGGUCUAUGGACGUGUCAAUACGAAGUGAUAAUCAGCAAGAAACGCUCGAAGAAUGGGUGUCUCAACUGCAAGCAAAGGAGACGGAAGUGCACAGAAAUGAGGCCAUCGUGUGCGCACUGCUUACGGCUAGACGAUGACUGCGAAUACGCCGACUAA